This is a messenger RNA of Erinaceus europaeus (western European hedgehog), 2147 nucleotides long. It is a transcript of the gene CCDC188, whose product is annotated as coiled-coil domain containing 188. The record is from RefSeq and is a predicted model, not a curated record. The coding region runs from base 192 to 1514 and encodes 440 amino acids. NCBI's taxonomy places the organism in Eukaryota, Metazoa, Chordata, Mammalia, Eulipotyphla, Erinaceidae. The transcript is spliced from 8 exons.
UUCAGGGGCAGGGCCAGCUCGGGCCACCGCCCCUACCCAUUAUGACCUCCCUGGCUGUGCCAGGGCCUUUGUGACAGGAGUCACUGAGGAGGACCCGUAAACUGUGACACCAGAGGGCCCUCAGCAAGAGGGUGGCAGCUUGGCCCAGGCCAGAGCCUGGACCUGGGGUCAGGACGGGGUCACAGGGAGGGAUGGAGGGGCCGAAAACCCUGAACCCCUGUGGCCACCCCCAUCCCCAGUGCCCUCAGGCCCCACCUUCUAGCAGUCAUGGAGGAUGCCUGGACCGGCCCUGCCAGGGCUUUGUAAGGUGGCCCUGCCUGGUGCCCCUCUCUUCCACUCACUCCAUGGAGUUGACAAGGCCUUUCCCCACACUGGGAGCAGGGGGUGGGGGGCCCAGAGUAGGGGGUGAGGCACCCGGGAGCUUUAUUUCAAAUGAUGAGGGAGAGAUGCAGGGACAGAGACCAAGAAACCCAGAGGGAGUGAGACAGGGGCAAGUGGAGGCAGGGCUGCAGUGGGGCUGGCACAUGCAGGCUGGGCGAGAGCAGGGGCCGCCCAGGCAGGGGGUGCCUACUAGCCCAGGGUCCAGAGUCUGCCAGGACCGGUCCCUUAUACAGAGGCCAGGGACCCCAGCAGAGCAGUCCUUCUUCCAGCUGGAACAAGAGAACCAGAAUCUGAAAAGGCAGAACCAGGAUCUGCGGGAGCAGCUAGGGGCCUUCCUGGGACCGGGGCAGCAGUUCCUACCCCUGUGCACUGAGCACUCAAGCUGCACCGGCCUGGCCUGGUGCCCAGAACAAGCUGGCUCCCGGGCCCUGGAGGACAGGGCACCUGUGCAGCUGCUGCAGCAGGAGCUAUGUCGGGGAGAGGAGUCCUUCGUGCAGCAGUCGCAGAAUGAGCUGCAGCAGAUCCGGCUAUCCUUUGAGAGAAAGAAGAUGGCCAUUACUGAGGUGUGGGAUGGAGUGGCAGAGGUACACAUGGCCCUGAACAACCAGGCCACCGGGCUUCUGAACCUCAAGAAAGACAUCCGGGGUGUGCUAGACCAAAUGGAGGACAUUCAGCUGGAGAUUAUGGGGGAGCGUGCUGAGUGCCGCACCCAGGCCAGGAAGGAGCAGCAGCUGGCGUGCGUGGCAGCUGCUGGCCCUGAGGCUGCUGCUGGGCUCCCUGUUGGCCUGCACCGCUGCCUACGUGUACGUGGUGGACCCCGCGCCCUUCGAGGGCUUGGUGCCGCCCCUGCUGAGCCGUGCCGCAGUCUGGAAGCUGCGGGCCCUACUGGGCCCGUUCCUGCGCCUCGAGGUGGACGACUUCCUGCCCUUCUAGGCCGGAUGCUCAGCGGCCCCAGCAAGGAGGAGGCCAGGCGGCUGGCACUGCCCCGAGUGCUCGGCAGCCACACCAGCCCCCGCCCGUGGCCCUGCCACCCAGCAUCCCCGCCUGGAGCUGCGGAGAAGGGUGGAGGCGGGGUCUGUCCUGAGGGCUGGGCCUGCAGCUGGACAUAUAGUCGUGACACACUCUGCGUGUGAGCUUGUUUCCAUGGAAACGAAGGUGGGGUUGCUGCCUCCUGAAGCCCAUCUCCUAGCGGUGUGUGUGGGGUACCCUUAGGGCCAUACUACCCUCCUCCCUUCUAUGAUCUGUCCACCAACUGGACAGCAGCAGCUCUACAGAAAGUCCCCAGUCUGACCACAGAGGGCUCUAAGCAGGAAAAGCAGCUGGGGACAAUGUAAUGAUUGUGCAAAUGGACUCUCAUGCCUGAGGCUCCAAAGUCCCAGGUUCAGACCCUAGUACCACCAUAAACACACACACACACACACACACACAGAGAGAGAGAGAGAGAGAGAGAGAGAGAAGAAAACAAGGGAGGGAGGUCCCUAGGCCUCACCCUAGGGUCAGCCCCACAUAUCCCCUCCCCUCACCUCCCAAGAACUUCAGGUCAAGGACUCAGUCCUCAAUUUCUUGACCUACUGAACUCACACCUCUCCUUCAAGUUGCCCUCAGUCUGACCCACAGCCUACCCACAGCCCCCAGCCCCCAUCCCCUGUCCCUGCCUCCAAUCCCCAGGUCCCUGCCAGUCCAGCCUGCUAACAUUGUCCCAAGGCUCGGAGGAUUUGGAGGGAGUAGGGUGUGGGGGACACAUUGGUGGACAGAGACAUAAAGGU